This is a messenger RNA of Peniophora sp. CBMAI 1063, 1038 nucleotides long. The record is from the annotation of a GenBank genome assembly. Lineage: Eukaryota; Fungi; Basidiomycota; Agaricomycetes; Russulales; Peniophoraceae.
AUGUCCAGCGAUCUGGAGGUCCUCGCCACCGCUGUCGAGCAUGUUCAGCGCAAGAUUGCCACCGUACUCCUGGGAUCUGUGCUCUUCGGUGUAUUCACUCUUUUGUUCUUUUUCUCGUCCACAAUCUUGAUAUAUCGUGGUCUUCGCGUGCACUCAUACGCUUUCCUAUUCGCCACCACUUCCGCCAUGUACAUCGUCUCGACGGUCUACUGGAUCGUCGAGACUGUCACUCUACUGCAGACGCUAUACUUGCCGUCCGAAUAUGCAUACCAAUCGGAAGACUCGCUCAUCCACAAGUCUCUUACGUUGACCGUCUGCCUCGGCCUCAAUGUGUUCUUUGGCGACGCAAUCAUCUUGUGGAGAACAUGCGCGUUGUGGAAGGACAACAAAUGGAUCAGAUGGAUCUCGGUGGUGGCCUUCGUUGCGAUCACGGGUCUUGAGAUAGCCGAUGCUGCAACCUCGAAGUCUGACAUUGCGAACUACACCACGAGUGUCGCACGUCUGCCUGUCGCUUUCAAGAACAUCUACGGGGGAGUUUCCAUCUUUCUCUCCCUUGCGUUCAACGUAUGGGCAACGAGUCUGGCCGCCGCUCGAACAUGGUUGUAUCAACGAGCUCUGAGGCGCUCCCAAACCAGCACGACGGGCCUUACGCGCAAGUCAUUAGUCUUGCUCAUUGAAUGUGGCGCUUUGUACUGUAUAGUUUGGACCGCAUUCAUUGUGUUCUCCGUCUACCGCGGUUACGAUCCGGAAGGGGCGCCUGCGUCGUAUGCUCUCGAUCAAGCCGUCGUGCAGCUUUCAGGAUGCUAUCCUUGCGUCAUUGUAGUGCUCGUCUGCUUGCGAAAGGCUCGCGACAAGCAUGAUUUCGGAUCAUUAGAAGCCCCCCGAUUUGGACAAAGCCAUCCCAGCCGUUCACUCCUCCCCCAAUCACCCACCGCCGCGAAGACAUCCGUCUCCAUCUCGAUUCCGUCGCCAGUCUUAACUUCUCCGAGUCAGCAGCAGUUUGAGCUAAAGACUUACUCGUUCGGACAGGCCUUGUAG